Nilaparvata lugens (brown planthopper) is the source of this 825-nucleotide messenger RNA. Its product is annotated as keratin-associated protein 19-1. Lineage: Eukaryota; Metazoa; Arthropoda; Insecta; Hemiptera; Delphacidae. The coding region runs from base 127 to 603 and encodes 158 amino acids. The transcript has 2 exons. The record is from RefSeq and is a predicted model, not a curated record.
UUUCUGUUCUAUUGAUCAGGUGCAGAACUAAUUUUUCAUGUAUAAAUACUCCGAAUGAUGAUUGAAUAUUUAUCAGACUUCCUUCAACAGUCAGUCACUUGCUGAAGAAAUCCACUCCUCUCCAAGAUGAGCUUUAAACUUUUCUCGGUUGUUGCUGCCUUGGCACUAGCAGUACUCCUGCCAGCACGCGAGAGUGAUGCCCAGAUGGGCGCCUACCCUUACUCAUCUCCAGAUGCAUAUUCUGUUGCUGCUGGAUAUCCUAGAUAUGGUGCUGCUGAAUAUGGUGCACCCGCAUAUGGAUAUGGAUAUACUGCACCCGCAUAUGGAUAUGGAUAUCCUUCACCCGGAUAUGGAUAUACUGUGGAGAGAGGAGUUCAAUGCAAAUCUUAUCAAAGAUAUUAUCCAAAUUAUUCUUAUGGAUAUGGGUAUGGAUAUCCAGCAUAUGGAUAUGGAUAUGGAUAUCCAGCAUAUGGAUAUGGAUAUGGAUUUUCACCCUACGGAUAUGGAAAUCCAGCUUAUGCAAAUCCAGGAUAUGGAUAUCAAGCUUAUCCAGCUUAUGCAGGAUAUGCUGGAAAUCCAGCAGGAUAUGGAUUUGCAGCUUAGGCAAAUCCAGGAAUUAGAUAUGGGUAUGCAAAUGGUAUUGGAUAUCCAGUAAAUGAAUAUUAGCAACCAUUUGCUCCUGCAUAUUAAGUAGCCAUUGAAGAUUUCAUUAAUUUAGCUUAAAAAUUAUUAUCCACAGAUUCUGAAUAUCAUUCAUUGUGGUAGUUCUCCUGUUGUAACUCAAUUAAUAUGAUCUGUCAUCAAUAUAAUAACUGCUGAAAAGUA